AUGACAGCUCUUACUUGGAUCGGCUCAUUAUGGUACUGGUUUGCCAACUGUACCGGUCCAAUUUACCUUUGGAUGACUAGCAAAGUCGACGACCGCUGGAUGGUUGCUGCCGCAUGCCUUGUCUCUACAUUGGCCAUGAUGCUUGCUAGUAUAACAAAUGCUGUUUGGCAAUUGUAUCUGACCCAGGGCGUACUAUCUGGUAUCGGAACCUCAUUAUGCUGGUUCUCCUGUAUGCGUGCUCCUCAGCAAUGGUUCAACAAGCGGCGCGGUCUUGCUGUGGGUAUCACGAUGUCGGCGUCGGGCGUUGGAGGUUUGGUCUUGAACAACCUUGCCAACGGCUGCUUUAGAACUAUUGGUUAUCGGUGGGCAUUGCGUAUCUUUGGUUUCUUCGACCUCGUUUUUCUUGCUAUCGCUGCCGUAACUUGUUUCCGUUUGAACCCACCCGCCAAAAAUGUACCUAUUGUCGACGUCCAGGAUUGGAAGAACAGACGAUUCAUCAUUCUUUUCUUGAUCCACUUUGUUGGUAAUUUUGCCUUUUAUGUCCCAUCUGGCUUUGUCCCAACCUAUGCUGAGUAUAUGGACAUGGACUCCUGGAUCAAGACCAACUUGAGCGCUAUCAUGUCCGCUAUGAUGGUCGUUGGCAAGAUCGGUCUUGGUUUUGUUAGUGACUAUAUCGGACGUUUCAACAUGGCGGUCAUAUGUGGCAUCAUGGCCUGUAUUGCCCAUCUUUGCGUCUGGAUGACUGCUACUUCUGAAGGCAGUAUGUGGGCCUUUGCUGUGCUAUAUGGACUUUUUGGUGGUGGAUAUAUUGCGAUGAUCACUGCCGUGAUUGCAGAGGUCGUCGGUGUAGACCGUAUCGAUUCUGGCACUGGUUGGGCUUUCUUCGCCUGGUCUUGGGGUGGCUUUGCUGCUCAGCCUGUUGCUUCGGCUAUUAUCGAAUCAGGCGGCGGUGACAAUUUCACCGGUGCCAUCAUGUAA
Zychaea mexicana is the source of this 978-nucleotide messenger RNA. RefSeq names its product major facilitator superfamily domain-containing protein. NCBI's taxonomy places the organism in Eukaryota, Fungi, Mucoromycota, Mucoromycetes, Mucorales, Lichtheimiaceae. Gene Ontology annotation, biological process: transmembrane transport. The coding region runs from base 1 to 978 and encodes 325 amino acids. The record is from RefSeq and is a predicted model, not a curated record. Gene Ontology annotation, molecular function: transmembrane transporter activity. The transcript is spliced from 4 exons. Gene Ontology annotation, cellular component: fungal-type vacuole membrane.